This is a messenger RNA of Rhipicephalus microplus (southern cattle tick), 540 nucleotides long. RefSeq lists its product as uncharacterized. The record is from RefSeq and is a predicted model, not a curated record. Lineage: Eukaryota; Metazoa; Arthropoda; Arachnida; Ixodida; Ixodidae.
AUGCCCACAAUAGUUCUUUGCGGCUUCAAACCUGUGCAGCGCUUGGAACAGUAUUUUCGUCCAUCUGUGCUACUGAAAGGCGAGAAGUUGUACGCUACAAGACGCGUUUAUGACGUGAAGGAGACUGACGGCCUUGUUGUACGGGCAAGAUGUCAUUCUCAGCAAGGGAAACAGCUGUACAUCGUCUCUUUGCUGCCCCGAAAGGCCGAGUGCAAUGUACUCGAAGGCUCAUGCGACUGCAGGUACGGCAUGGCUGGCAACUGCAAGCAUUGCGCUGCCGUUGCCGUUUAUAUGAACAGAAAAGAGGAAGCGCCAUGCACAUUUCAACCGCAGAGGCGGCAUCAAGAAAGGCGUUUUUGCAUUAGCAGCUCCACGGCGCACAAUAUUCUCAGAAGCAGAAAAACCCCCGGGAAUUGGCUAACAUUGUCAAGAACACACAGAUACUACACACAGGCCCAGCUACUAAUGUUUAUAUGCAAUCUCGAAGAGUGCUUUUUUAUAUAUACUGAGAAGAACAACAUUAUUUUGUUGUAUGAAUAA